UCGAUUGCACAUCACGAGUGUGCCUUGGCAGUCGGAAGCGAUCUUGGGUGAGCACUAAUUGGUCAGGACCAUCCAUUGAACAUAUUAGUUCACCGAGAAAGACUUAAACGACAGAUUCGAGCUGCGGCCAACUUUUUUCGAACGACCAACUUACCCGAUAUCACAUCCAAUCCUCCGACAGACGGGACAUAGCCAGCCGCAUACGCCAUACAACAUUGCCGAUCGCCAACCCUGAAACAGGGCACUUGUCGCGAGGCUACCUCCAUCGCAGAGCGAAUCGGAAAGCCACAACUAUAAACAAGAGUAGAGCCGGUUUACGAGAUAAUCCGCCUAUCCAUCCGUCUUCCUUGUGUCAACAUCACGAUGUCGUCCUACGACUCCACCAGAUCGGGAUACCAGCCCCAUCCGCAAUACGCACAGCAACAACCACCCUAUCCCACCACGCCCGGGGUACCACAACCACCGCAACCAACAAACUACUUCCCCCCGAUCCCAGAACAACAACCCAUCUACUCCUCCUCACCAACAUCGCCCUACAACAGCGGCGCAAUGAUGCCACAACCACACAUGCCGUCCCACCGCCGCACCUCCUCCUCCUCAUCCUACAACAGCCAACGCCCCACGCACCUCCAACCCACACCCUCCCAGGCAAUCCCAAUCCGACAACCAGACCCACACUCAUACCAAUACGCACAACCCACUCAUUUAACCCCAGCCUCGUACCCACCACCCGUUCCCUACGCGCCACAAGCCGCACCCAUCUACGCGCGCUCUUCGUCGCAGCAAAGCCACUACUCGCACCACAGCAUGCACGCACACAACGCGCAUGCGUUUGCGGACGGAGAAGACAAGUACGAGGACGAGCAUCAUAGGCAUCAUGAUCAGCACUAUGGGGAGCUGGAUCCGGAGACAGAGAGGGAGUACAAAAGGAGAUAUGCUAAGGAGAAGGAGGUGGAGAGGAGGCCGACGCUGGGUGGUAGUGUGCUGAGUAUGAUUGGGAAAGUCGGAGGGCUGCUUGGGAGUGACAGACGAUGAGGCUCAAGGGCGGUGAUGUGAGUGGAUGUUGAUGGUUUGGAAGUG
Molecule: messenger RNA, 1080 nt
Organism: Alternaria rosae
Lineage: Eukaryota; Fungi; Ascomycota; Dothideomycetes; Pleosporales; Pleosporaceae
Exons: 2
Coding region: 364-1035 (223 amino acids)
Source: RefSeq, a predicted model, not a curated record